Linum tenue is the source of this 418-nucleotide messenger RNA. The record is from the annotation of a GenBank genome assembly. Lineage: Eukaryota; Viridiplantae; Streptophyta; Magnoliopsida; Malpighiales; Linaceae.
UCGGCCAAUGGUGCACGAGGGUCCCUCCCAUUUGUUUUGGGACCGUGGAGUGGCACUUGCCGGAUCGAUGCCUCCGUCAGUUUGGUCGGGAGCAAUGCAUUCCGUUGGAGGUCCCCGAAAGUCAAAAGGCCUUCCAUGGUCGAGAUGGGAGGCAAGGUACUCGAGAUUGGCCUUUGAAGCUGGAGAAAUUCAUCACCCUGUGGGCGAACCGACAGAGUCAAGAUAUUGUCACUCCAUCAGCAGUGGGUCGAAUGGGGUAUCAUGACCCAUACUUGGAUCGAUAUCGGCAAACAUCGGUCCGUUACUUGACUGCGGAGGGUGCUGCCGAUGGUGCAUUAACUGACGGGAUUGAGCGGAUUAAAGACAUUACCACCAGGAGAAUGGAGCUGGGAAAUGAAGAUGUCGGCUUCAUCAGGAG